This is a messenger RNA of Marmota flaviventris (yellow-bellied marmot), 1875 nucleotides long. The record is from RefSeq and is a predicted model, not a curated record. Lineage: Eukaryota; Metazoa; Chordata; Mammalia; Rodentia; Sciuridae.
AUGGAGUCAGAGAUCGUAGUGGUAACUACAAGCCAGGGAGAUCAAGCAAUGCUUGGAGGAGAAGUUUCUCGAAUUCCAGAAAACUGGACUCAUGACGGAUCCAGCAAGGCAAAUGGCAGGAUAGGAACAAGGCCGCUGAAUCCCAGGGCAGAGGUAGAGGACGGCAGAGAGAAAAAACUCCCUCUGUUCCCUGUCUUGAUCUGUGUUAUUUUGUCAGCAGCAGGUAAGGACGGCUCGCCACCAGCAGCCCCGGCUACCACAGUAAAAACUAGCACAGUCUCAGGCGCGAAGCCCCAAACUUCAGGAUCCAUUUCAGACCCAGCGACAUCCACCAAGUCGAACACGGCCAACUCUUCGGCAUCCACAUCCGAAGGGGAGCCCUUGAACCCAACUCAGCCAAGCACCCCUGCGGUGACUACAGUCUCUACAACCACCAGUGUCACACAGAGUGGUAGUACCACGCCUUCCUCUCCCACUUUAACCAACACUGAAAAAGCAACCUUCCAGAGCACGGACAAAGGAACAACUGUCCCUGGAGACAGCAGUACUGGCCACAUUCCCACAUCCACCACAGCCACUCAGAGAACAGAGGUGUCGAGCUCUCUUUCUUCAGGGUCCAUUGCCACAAAACACUCUCCUGUGGUUUUACCUGGCAGCCCAGGCUCUCACCAUUCAACCACUGUCACUGUGAAGACCCCAGAGAGCUCUACCAGUGGACAACACAGCCUUUCCUCGGUCCCCAGUGGUUCAAGCCCUGCGCCUGGCACUAGCAGCCCCACAUCCAAGGUGUUGCCCACCACACAAACCUCUUCAGUCUCCACCAUAGCACCCCAGAAGGAACACCCACCAUGCACCCCAGAAGGAACUCAGCAGACCUCCAGCCAGAUGCCACCCAAGCCCACCCCGUCUUCCUCCAUGACAUCUCCGCUUGAGGGCUCUUCGUCCAGUCCUUCGUCAAGAACUGGGGCCACAUCUACUGUUGGGGGAGACACCCACUCCAGCACUCGUUCGGCUUCAGCUGCCCCCCAAGGCCUCAGCACAACCUCUUCCACCCUGGCUCCUGGGAAGCCCAAGGUAAUUCCAGCGAGGCUUCCAAAGACAUUCCUGACUUUAAACUGGCCCAGCCGUGCCCCUAGCUUGCCACGAACUGAUCACCACCCAUGGGAUGGAGGAGAACAGGAUCCUUGGAUCUUUGGGCCUGACCCUUCCUCUCAUGGCUUUUUCCAGGUAGACUGCAUGCCUCCUGAAAGGCUGGAUAAGAAGCUGCUCAUCCUGAACCUCACGGAAACCAGCCCCUGUGCAAAGAGCCCUCCAGCGGAUGACAGAUUGGUCACACAGCUGUGCCAAGCAGUCAAAGCCACCUUCAACCCGGCUCAGGAUUCGUGUACAGUACAGCUGGCUCCCAUUCAGGAAAGCCAGGCGGUGGCCCUCAAAAAAAUCACUAUUCAAACAAAUCUCCUUCCUGAGAAUGUGUACACCCUGCUGAAGGACAAGUGGGAGGACCUAAGAGAGGUGGGAGUCAGCCACAUGCAGCUGGGGGAUGAAGGACCGCCGGAGGAGGCUGAAGACCGCUUCAGCAUGCCGCUCAUCAUCACCAUCGUCUGCAUGGCAUCCUUCCUGCUCCUCGUUGCGGCCCUCUAUGGCUGCUGCCACCAGCGACUCUCCCAGAGGAAGGAUCAGCAACGACUCACAGAGGAGCUACAGACAGUGGAGAAUGGUUACCAUGACAACCCAACCUUGGAAGUGAUGGAGACCUCCUCCGAGAUGCAGGAGAAGAAGGUGGUGAACCUUAAUGGGGAGUUGGGGGACAGCUGGAUCGUCCCUCUGGACAACCUGACCAAGGAUGACCUAGAUGAGGAAGACACACAUCUCUAA